Molecule: messenger RNA, 989 nt
Organism: Manihot esculenta (cassava)
Lineage: Eukaryota; Viridiplantae; Streptophyta; Magnoliopsida; Malpighiales; Euphorbiaceae
Exons: 3
Coding region: 1-702 (233 amino acids)
Source: RefSeq, a predicted model, not a curated record
AUGAUCUCCUAUAAAACUUUAUAUAAGAGAAAGUGCAAUGUGAAAUCUGUGGAAAUUUCUGCAAAAGAUCUUGUGUCAUUUAAGUAUUAUGGACCAUGUGCAUACAUAAUUGUUAAUGAUGCUCCUCGACUUGUUGAGGCCUCUAUCGGCGAUAAUUGUGCUUUCUAUUUCCUCAAAUAUAUGACCGUGUUCUCAGACUCUCUCUCUCGAUUACAAACAUUUAAAAUGGACUUAAGGUCAAUCAAGAUAAUUAGAAGUUACCCCAAAUUUCCAAUGUUCAGUGAUCUCAAGCACUUGGACCUGGUGAUUGAUGCUUAUGAUGCUUACGACCUUCUUUGCUGCACUUCAUUCCUGAUGAUGUGUCCCUUUUUGCAUGGAUUAAAGAUGAAGAUUGUAGUAUUAACCCGUUGGCUAACGGGUUUGGGCAUAGGAAGAAAGAUGAAGGUGCAGAAAGCGAAGCCACACCACUACCUGAAGAUGAUUGAACUGGGUGGUUUUCUUGGUUCAGCAAUUAAUUGGAAACUUGCAGAGCAUUUACUUAAAAGGGCUGUGUCGCUUGAGAAAUUGAUUAUUGACCCUCGUGUAGCUUCAAUGAAAUAUGAAGUAGAAUGUAAAAAUCUGGAGAAAAUGUUAGCAGCAAGAGCUCGAGCUAAGCAUCUAGAAACAAGUUUACCGCCUAAGGCUGAACUUGUGAUUCUCUGACCUUUGAAGUGAUCUAAAACUAGUGCUGAUUUUGGAGGUAGGCGGUGCUUCGUUGGUAGAAAAUGCUACCAAGUGGGAAUUGAGCGUGCUAAGAGUCUCUUGUUGCCAAGAGAACUUCAUUUUCAGAUGUUUGCGCGGGCAGAUGCUGCCAUCUUAAUAUAGAAGUAGAACACAACUUAUUAUUGGUGUUUAUUGCUUGGUGUGGAAAUUGUUUGCGAGAUUUACAAAAUUAGUUUAAGGGCUUAUAACCCUUUCCAUUUGAAAGGGUGUGAGCUUAUUUUCUGGUC